Cyclopterus lumpus (lumpfish) is the source of this 650-nucleotide messenger RNA. RefSeq lists its product as uncharacterized. Lineage: Eukaryota; Metazoa; Chordata; Actinopteri; Perciformes; Cyclopteridae. The coding region runs from base 1 to 648 and encodes 215 amino acids. The transcript has 7 exons. The record is from RefSeq and is a predicted model, not a curated record.
AUGGCGUCCUCUGAGACGUCACGCCCGACCCUCCGGCAGGGAGCCCGGGUAGUUCCGCCGGACAGCAGCGUGUCGGUGGAGGAGGUGCUGUCGGGGAGCAGCUCCACCACGCGGGUCACCGUCUCCGGUGUUCCGCCGUUUAUACCGAACGAGCUGCUAGAAGUUCAACUGCGCAGGAGCAGCAAAGUGCGGAAGCCCUGGCCGUGGACGCGGCUGACUGGUCAGAGGACACUCCUCAGCCCUGAAGAUGAGGAUUCCCUGGUGGAGUACUGCUUGUACUCUGCAGGACCGUGCUUGCCCUUCAUCCCAACAUCCCCUUUCCCCAGCCUGCCUGCUGAGGAACACUGCCACCUUCUCCCGUCUCCUGAGCCUUCCACAUCGGCAGCGGGAUGUGACCAAAGGCCUUCCUCUCCCUCUCACUCGUUCCAACCUGCAGAGACCAGACCAUCAUCAUCCAGCUCCUCGUCUGCUGGACCCACGACAUCCACCGGUCACACUCCUGAAGACAUGGACACCGUUUGGGAGUGUGGCCGGUGCAAGGAACCCGACCCUCCCGAGAGCUCCGAGGGACUGGUGUCGUGGGUCCAGGGUGACCGCUGCCACACUUGGUAUCACACCACGUGUGGGCUGGGACGAGGAGCUGGAUGAGG